UGCGUGACCCCCGGGACUGCCACCAGAUGAGUGGAUGUGGCAUAUAGCUGGGGACGUGUUGACAUAAGUCACAGUCACUAUGGAUCUACACAUAGGCCUGUUGGUGAUUAUACUCGCCGGAUUCCAGAUCGCUCAUUCAGGUCGGAUCAGACGACAAAUUCCAGGCAGUGAUUUUGCCUUGACCUUUGAUUGGGAUGACCUUCUGCGACCUUUAACCGAGGCUGAUUAUUAUCACUCCACAGAUGCUGCAGCCUUUGCCCCGAUGAAUGCGCCUGGUGGGCGUCCAGGCCAUUCCACCUCCACCAACACGUGUAGCGACAUCCGGGGAGUUCCUGCGCAGUUAAGGAGCGCAAGCAACAUCAGACCGAGUGGAUUGUCGUAUUUCUACCAGAAAUAUACAGAGGCGUAUGGGAUACCCGUAUUAGGUUCCGUUAACGUCCCCGACGACGCUCUUCGCCGCGCCUGUUACAUUCUUCGCUUCCUCCUCGCCGACCACAGCGGUGUCCGGCAGUCCUACUACCGACUGUCGGGGAGGGUGGCAGUGAUCGGAGCUCGGGAAGGGACGGUGUCCAUUCCGGAACAUGCUUGGCUUGGCCCCGCCUGGAACGCCCGAGCACGUGGACUUGGGGCGACGGAACACGCCCCCGUGUCAACAGGAGGCGAGGAAAACAUCCUUUGUUACAAUAUAGACAGGUAUCGGUUCGAGGACAUCUUCCUGCACGAGUUCGCCCAUGGCAUCCAUCUACUCGGUGCCAAGUAUGCCAUCCCAGGUUGGCAGAGUCGUCUACAGUCGCUCUUCUACCAGGCCAGGUCUGCCGGUAGGUGGCGCAGGACGUACGCCAUGACCACAUUGAAGAAUACUUUGCUCCCGAUCCACAACGCCUUCGCGGAAGGGACACAAAGCUACUUCAACGUCAACGCUUACUCCACCGUCCCCAACGGCAUCCACAACCGCGUCAACACCCGCGAGAAACUACGGCAAUACGACCCCCAGCUGUUCUCUCUGAUACAGGAGAUGCUGAGAGAAGCCAGCGUCUGA
Messenger RNA from Haliotis rubra (blacklip abalone), 1039 nucleotides. RefSeq lists its product as uncharacterized. NCBI's taxonomy places the organism in Eukaryota, Metazoa, Mollusca, Gastropoda, Lepetellida, Haliotidae. Bases 80 to 1039 code for a protein of 319 amino acids. The transcript is spliced from 8 exons. The record is from RefSeq and is a predicted model, not a curated record.